Molecule: messenger RNA, 1021 nt
Organism: Aspergillus campestris IBT 28561
Lineage: Eukaryota; Fungi; Ascomycota; Eurotiomycetes; Eurotiales; Aspergillaceae
Exons: 1
Coding region: 163-798 (211 amino acids)
Source: RefSeq, a predicted model, not a curated record
GAAAGACAACUUACAAACUCAAGUCUUCGUCAAAAGACACCCUACCAUCUACAGAUCGUCAAUCGACCCUGGAUAGGUAGAUAGCGGAGCUGCCAUUCAAAAGAAUCUUUUCUACUCUAUAAGCCCAGUCUACCUGUCUAGCUAGGUAGUACUUGGGUAGUAAUGGAUCGAUCUAUCCCAAUCUCAAUAUCACUCGAUAGACGAGUAAAACCAGCCCAUCUAUCCCUAAUCUCGCUGCAGCGGCGGCGAAGUACAAACAUAACAAAGAAAGAAACAAACACAACAAACAAUGCAAACCACCAUCCUAAUGAAACUUCGUCUCGCGCCUCUUUCUCGCCAGGAAGCUUCCUCCACCACGCCAGCCGCCACGUCAACCCCUGCAGCCCUCAAGUUAUCGCGAUAGCCACAACUUUAAAUUCUUUCUCGCUCGCGUUCUCGUUCUCGUCCCCGUGUCCGCCAUCCCUGGUCCCCGCUGCGGCCCUCGUAUCACCGGUCCUACCAUCCCUCCGCGCCGGUCCCGCGCCUCAUCACCAGGCCGCGCUGUUUCGCACUCCCUGGUUCUCAUCGAUGCUCGCAAGGGACCUAGCUCUGCGGCUGCUGCUUGGUAUAAUCUUUGGUCUUCACCACGCUUGUUACCCUCCUCUGCUCGCCGCUGCUUCCCUGACCCCCGUUGCUGCAGGAUCCACCACAUGGAACUGCCCGCGCAGGCCUGUCUUGUGUAAAAAUUUCGCCACGGGUAUAGCUACUUGGGGAUUGUCGGUAAGCUCCCAGAACUGGGUGUUAGUAGGGACACGCUAGCGGCCAACUCACGCUUCGUCUCGGCCCGUAGGCUAUUGAGAUGGUUAGUAUCGUACAUGAUGCAACCGCACUGUAAAGCAUCUCCGGGAUCGCCACUGCCUGGUAUAACUGCCGCAUAGCUGUGAGGGAAGUCCCUCGUGUAGACCCUGCGAACCUUCGAAGGCCUAGCAGGCUGGUCCCCGCAUUGGCCACUAUCCUACGUUCGCCCCAUUCUCCUCGCAGG